Molecule: messenger RNA, 2652 nt
Organism: Triticum aestivum (bread wheat)
Lineage: Eukaryota; Viridiplantae; Streptophyta; Magnoliopsida; Poales; Poaceae
Exons: 3
Coding region: 360-2450 (696 amino acids)
Source: RefSeq, a predicted model, not a curated record
UUUUAGUGUAGGGCACAAAGAGAUCCCGCUUCAUUCUGCUAGACUGCUACUCCUGCUUCUUCUGUGUUCCAAACCAGCGCCGGAGAUCAGCCUCCACCCUCCGGAGCCCACACGAACGUCCCUCUCCUGCUGCCGCACCAGGACGCACGCUCUUCAGUGGUCACCGAUGAAUGCUCAGCUCUCGAUGUUUUACAUACAUUAGCUGAUCUCUCUGAAUAUUCCACAACCUUCGUCUAUCGCUGAAUCUGAGGGAAAUGAAUACAACCAUGGAAGAACGAGUAUGCAGAAACUACAUGGAGCUUUGAAUCAACUACCAUCUGAAACCAAGGAACAACAUAUACCGCGUGGAAGGUUUCGUGAUGGUGGCGGCUGUGUUUAUGAUCGUCCUUGCCAUUGGAGCGCCCAUGCGGCGUCAUUGUAAGAGCAUAGUUAUCAGAUAUGGAGUUGAGGGAGUGCUCUUACUGUCCUUUCCACUUCUCUCCUACACACUAGGAUUGAUGCAUCUUUCUGAUGCAGAGGCUGGGGAAAACCCCCUUUUCGAAGAAAAAAAAGGAUUGAUGCAGCAGCAGCUAAUCAAGAACGGACUUUUCCUAGUGUGGGCGAUGUUUCUGGCCAUGCUUUAUUUUGGGGGUACCAUGGCAAUAUCAGUCCAGAAGCUUGGUGAGAACAGCACGAUGAAGCUCAAAUGCGACAUUUUCUUGUCCAUGUUCUACAUGGGCAUUGUUUUAGGCAACUUUGCUUUUGCCGCUAAGGACCUUCUUGGGCGCAUUGGUUUAGUCAUGACCUUUAUUUUUGUGUGGACAUGGGCAACGAGAAUCGAUUACCACAUUGAUGCUGCAUCCUUAGCGAGCAAACCAACGGCAGAGAAUGGCAUCAAGUGGCUGGCCGACUACAUGAAGCGUGAGCACCAAACCAGCACGUCCUACAACCCCCGCACCAUGCAGGGAUACAAGUAUCCAGUUCUCAUACACAAUGCAACGGGAAAUAGCUAUUCUCCAGUAACACUUGAUAAAAUUUGGUGCGACAACAUCGGUGUCUUGUCAUCUUCCAACAGUCCUCAUAUCCGUCGCCUCAAAGAUCUAUGUCUCUCAUUUGCUCUGUUCCAUCUUGUGGUUCGGCGAUACUUCGGUUACAGCUGUCCUGAAUCUAAGCUUGACAAGUCUCGUGCUCUUGUUCUUGAUGGACUGCUGCAAACAGAACAAGACUAUGAAAGAGCAUUCCAAGUGAUUGAAGCAGAGCUUGCUUUUCUAUAUGACUUCUUCUUCACCAAGUAUGCUGCCAUUAUGUAUGGAAGUAAGAAGUACUAUUGUGCUACCUCAUUUGCCAUCACAGUUGUCUGUAUUGGUGUGGGUACAUGGGCUAUUAGUGUUUCCAACAAGCAAGUUUCUAUUUUGGAUGAUCUCUUGGUCGAAACCAGCACAUGUGACGUUGUGGUAACCGUAGCAGCCUUGGUUGCACUGUCACUAUUCGAGCUGUUGCAGAUAUGUUCUUAUUUUGCCUCCGACUGGUCAAAAGUAUCCUUGGUUUGUACGUAUGCAACAAAUCCAUCCUGGCAAAAAAAUGACCGAAUAAAGAAGGUUCUUUUGCUUCUAGGGAGACCUCACCGCUGGCUUCACUAUUGGCGCAACACCAUUGGCCAGUACUCAGUCCUUGAUUCCUUCAGCUCCAGUUCUUGGGAUCGGUUGAAGCAACGCUUUCAGAGUAGGAAGACCGGCAAUCCUGUAGAGUUGCAAAUGGAGGUGAAGAAGGCAGUCGCACGGGUUAUCAAGAACUCAAUCAACGGGCAUCUAUCAAAUGGAGCAUCGGCGUUGAUGAGACAUGGCAUGAGUGAUGAGCUAUGCUGGGCAUGUCAGACUGACGAUGAAUUUACUCUCACUCACAGCAUAUUGGUAUGGCAUGUCGCGACUGGCUACUGCGAGAUCGAAACAAUCGCAGGCCCCAAUGAAAAUGAUAUGCAUCCAAACCGAGGUGUCGCCACUAGCUUGUCCAAGUAUGUCGCAUACUUGGUAGCUUGUGCUCCGACGUUGCUACCAGGCCGUCUGAUAGUUUCAGAGUGUACGCUUGACGAGCUGGAGGCACAAGCAAAGAAAACUCUUCAAGGACUCGUAUCACCAAGGGAGAGGUAUGAAAAGCUUAGAGAACUGUACAAUGUCGUUGAUGAAGUUCCGUCAAGCGUAGCGGAUGCAACUGCUGCAACAGAGGCAACGUCCGCGCAUCUGUUGAGCAAGGGUGUCAGGCUAGGGAAGUUGUUGGAGAGCAUGGAGAAUCACAUGAUCCGUUGGGAACUAUUGGCCGAUUUCUGGGCAGAGAUGCUGGUGUAUAUCGCCCCGUCUGAUAAUGUGGCUGGUCACAUUGAACUUCUUGCUGAAGGUGGCGAGUUUGUGACCCACAUCUGGGUGCUGCUUAUGCAUGCUGGCAUCCUGGAGCGGCCUGCUACUGCAAUACCCUAGAUGAAGGAGAGCAAGAUGGUCUAAAGGUGAUGAAGGAGCUACCCUUGGUCGUCGUAUGUCCUUUAUGAUUUAUGUAAUCAAGACGUUGUGUUUGUGACGACUCUGCGCUUGUUGAUCUAGUGUAAGACUAUGAUUGUGUGUUGUACUUGCUUUCUGAAACUCUAAUAUCUCUUGUAUGCUUGUACUAGUACAUUCUCAUAUA